UCUGCAAAAGGGGAUGGCGUGAUUACGGGAUUUGGUAAAAUUCGCGGGCAACCUGUCUUUAUAUACUCACAAGAUUUUACCAUUUCAGGUGGCAGCGUAGAUAAAGUUAAUUCACGAAAAAUAUGCAAAAUUAUGGAUCUUGCGCUCAAGGCAGGGGCUCCUAUUAUAGGCAUAAAUGAUUCGGGGGGAGCUAAAAUACAAGAUGGUGUUAACGCACUAGCUGGAUACGGUACUAUAUUUCAACGCAAUGUAAAUAGUUCAGGGAUUAUCCCUCAAAUAUCAUUGAUAAUGGGCCCAUGUGCUGGAGGAGCUGUGUACUCUCCAGCGCUCACCGAUUUUGUAUUCAUGGUAAAGCAAUCUUCAUAUAUGUUCGUUACUGGUCCGAAUAUAGUCAAAAAAGUACUAUACGAAGAUAUUACAAAAGAGAAGCUAGGUGGCUCGACAGUGCAUGCUGAAAAAAGUGGCGUUGCCGAUUUAACAUUUAUAAACGACAUAGAAAUAUUACGCUAUACAAGGCAAUUCAUAGGACUCUUGCCUUCAAAUAAUACAGAUAUGAAGCGAGCAGUGAAGUCGGAAGACCCUCUUUAUUGGGACCCAUCUUCCAUCGAGCAAAUCUUACCUCGCGAUUCAAACCUUCCUUAUGACAUCAGGCACCUGCUUAAUAAAAUUAUAGACGCUAGUGUGUUUUUUGAAAUACAACCAAAUUUUGCAAAGAAUAUUGUUGUCGGAUUUGCUAGAAUAUAUGGACAAACUAUAGGAAUUGUGGCGAAUCAACCUUUGCAUCUUUCGGGUUGCCUUGACAUAGAUGCAUCAUCCAAAGCAGCAAAGUUCAUAAGAUUUUGUGAUUCUUUCAGAAUACCUUUAAUAACAUUUGUAGAUGUACCUGGAUUUUUACCAGGAAGGGAACAAGAAUACAUGGGAGUAAUAAAACAUGGUGCAAAGCUGCUUUAUGCAUAUUCUGAAGCAACUACACCGAAAAUCACCAUAAUUACCAGAAAAGCUUAUGGUGGAGCCUAUAUAGUGAUGAAUUCAAAACACUUGCUCGCUGAUUUUAAUUACGCUUGGGAAACAGCAGAAAUUGCUGUUAUGGGAGCAGAAGGAGCAGUAGAGAUUAUACAUAGAAAGCAACAAUACAAUCCAGAGGAACUAAAUCAUUUGGUGGAUGAAUAUAAACAACGGCACCUCAAUCCUUAUACAGCAGCUUCUAAAGGAUUCAUUGAUGCUGUCAUAUCACCUAAAGAAACUAGAAAUAAGAUAAAAGAAGCUCUUGAUGUUCUCAAACAUAAAAACACAGAGCGAUCUUCUUUGCAUCAUAAUAUUCCGUUAUAA
Messenger RNA from Symsagittifera roscoffensis, 1329 nucleotides. RefSeq names its product propionyl-CoA carboxylase beta chain-like. NCBI's taxonomy places the organism in Eukaryota, Metazoa, Xenacoelomorpha, Acoela, Convolutidae. The record is from RefSeq and is a predicted model, not a curated record. Gene Ontology annotation, molecular function: propionyl-CoA carboxylase activity. The transcript has a single exon. Gene Ontology annotation, cellular component: mitochondrion. The annotation marks the transcript as partial.